Messenger RNA from Paramormyrops kingsleyae, 1792 nucleotides. RefSeq names its product wingless-type MMTV integration site family, member 16 (gene wnt16). Lineage: Eukaryota; Metazoa; Chordata; Actinopteri; Osteoglossiformes; Mormyridae. The record is from RefSeq and is a predicted model, not a curated record. Gene Ontology annotation, biological process: canonical Wnt signaling pathway; multicellular organism development; cell fate commitment. Gene Ontology annotation, cellular component: extracellular region. Gene Ontology annotation, molecular function: cytokine activity; frizzled binding.
GUCCGCAAGACGGAGAUAAAAUGGCAUGUUUAGGGACAGCUACGCACCAAUGAAAGUUAAUCAUAUUAAUCUACGAUCAGCAUCAAAUACUGUCCGCCCGUUACAUCUCACCUAUCAAUCGUCAUUUAAUGGAGGUAACAAGAAACUUUUUUCUGGAUAACCUCCAGAAGCGGGACAUAAUGGCUAAUAUGUAAUUCUAUUCGAUGGAUUUGGACACUAUACGCUAACAUGCUGCAGUCUUAAAUGAGGCGGUCAUGGAGAAAAAAGAUUCUUGUGGAAUAUUUAAAGCCUACACAGUCAUUUUCUUGUUUUCCUUGUAUCCCCUUCUCUGCCAAGGAAGCUGGAUGUGGCUGGGAGUUACAUCCGCGGGUGUUCCGGAGAAAAUGACUUGCUCGAAUAUACCUUUAACAAGCAAACAGAAGGAUAUAUGUAAAAGAAAACCGUAUCUCUUAGCGAGCAUCCGGGACGGCGCGCGUCUGGGCAUCGCCGAAUGUCAGACUCAGUUUAAGCACGAAAGGUGGAACUGCUCCACCAGGAGAGACCGAUCCGUCUUCGGGUACGAACGGAGCAGCGGGACGAAGGAGACAGCCUUCAUCUACGCAGUGAUGGCGGCGGGGCUGGUGCACGCCGUGACGCGCUCGUGCAGUGCCGGGAACAUGACGGAGUGCUCGUGCGACGCCAGCCUGCAGGCCGGCGGCUCGUCCAGUGCAGGCUGGCACUGGGGCGGCUGCUCCGACGACAUCCAGUUCGGCACCUGGUUCAGCCGCAGGUUCAUCGACAGCGGGGUCUGGAACAUCUCGGCUAAGGGGGCCGAUGCCCUGGUCAGCAUGAACCAGCACAACAACGAGGCUGGGCGGCAGGCCGUGGCAAAGACGAUGCUGACGGACUGCCGCUGCCACGGAGUCUCGGGUUCCUGUGCCGUGAAGACCUGCUGGCGGACGUUGGCCCCCUUCGAGCGGGUGGGCCGCUUCCUGAAGCAGCGGUACGAGGACAGCGUGCACAUGCUGGACCGCAUCAAGGGGAAGGUGCGCCGCAAGGAGAAGGAGCAGCGGCGCAUGCCCGUGGUCAAGGACGAGCUCGUCUUUCUCAACAAGUCGCCCAACUACUGUGUGGAGGACCGGCGGCUGGGCGUGGCGGGAACACGGGGCCGGCGCUGUAACCGCACGUCCAGCGGGCCGGACGGCUGCAGCCUUCUGUGCUGUGGGCGGGGCUACAACACGCACGUGGUGCGCAGCGUCGAGCGCUGCGAGUGCAAGUUCGUCUGGUGCUGCUACGUGCGCUGUCGCCGGUGCGAGAGCAUGAGCGACAUGCAUACCUGCAAGUAGCGCUCGAACCCUGGACCAGGACCCCCCCCGAUACGCACGGACGCCCAUUCUCGGACACAGGUGAUCAUUCCCCAAUAAACAGCCUACAACUGCGCACUCAGGAAAUGGACAUGAACAAACAGUGAUCCCUUGGUGAGAUGGACCCCCCCACUCUGCUGCUGUAUGGGGGCUGCAUAGAGUGCCAGUGCAUUUUAAAGCCCCUCGAGUUUGAGCACUGAACUGGCUCCAUCGACUCAAAUGUGACUGAUUCACUCAACAUACGCCUGCGGCUCUGUCUUCACUGCAGUUUGGAUGCAAGAGCAGACCUGAUUGGCUACCAAUCAGAACCCUAAAACUAUCUUUGGGGCUGUUUGAUUGGCCACCUAGAGGUUUAAAUUAUGAAAGGAUUCAGAAGGGAACAUGGACAGGUGCCUGACAGUGAGUUCCUGAAAUUAGGAGAAUGUUAAUAAUAAAAUAUUUACUUUGAA